Messenger RNA from Cyphellophora attinorum, 3081 nucleotides. Its product is annotated as putative importin subunit beta-4. Gene Ontology annotation, biological process: protein import into nucleus. Gene Ontology annotation, cellular component: nucleus; cytoplasm. NCBI's taxonomy places the organism in Eukaryota, Fungi, Ascomycota, Eurotiomycetes, Chaetothyriales, Cyphellophoraceae. The transcript has 5 exons. The coding region runs from base 1 to 3081 and encodes 1026 amino acids. The record is from RefSeq and is a predicted model, not a curated record. Gene Ontology annotation, molecular function: nuclear import signal receptor activity; small GTPase binding.
AUGGACCAGCAGCGAUUCCUCCAGCAGUUGCAGAUUGUACUAGACCCGAAGAAGGGCGACGUGCGAUCUGCAACCAACGUACUGCAAAAUGAAUUUUACAAGCAGCCUGAGGCUCUACUAUUCCUCAUCCAGAUUGUCGUCUCUCAUGACUCCUCAGACCUCAAGCAACUUGCGUCUACCCAAGCGAGACCUCUAGUAUCGAAGUUGUGGACCAAGAUCCUAGCAGAACAGAGGAAGUCGGCAAGAACACAACUCUUUCAGGCUACACUGGCUGAAGAGGCUUCGUUACCCCGCCAUUCGGCUGCGAGACUCAUCAGUGCGAUCGCCAAGGUCGAUCUGAAGGAUGGAGACUGGGAAGAGCUUCCUGGUGCAUUGGUCCAAGCGGCUACAAGCAGCAAGGCAUCUGAUCGCGCUGUCGGCGUCUACGUCCUUUACAGCAUUCUUGAUACUAUGGGCGACGGCUUCGCAGACAAGUUCAAGGACCUGUUCAAGCUUUUCUCACAGACUAUCAAAGAUCCGGAGAGUCUUGAGGUCCGAGUCAACACUGUUCUGGCCGUGUCCAAGAUGGCCAUCGUUCUCGAUGCCGAAGAUGAUCAACAGUCUGUCAAGUCUUUCCAGAGCAUCUUCCCUUCGAUGGUGACUGUACUGAAGGACGCUAUCUCCGAGGGUAAAGAGGACCAGACUAUGCUUGUGUUUGAAGUGUUCAAUACUUUGCUCACUGCGGAGUACCAGCUCAUGUCAAAGCACUUCAGUGAUCUUGUUGUCUUCAUGAAUGAGAUCGCAAGCAACAAAGACCUCCCUGAUGAUACACGAACUCAAGCUAUCAGUUUCCUGAUGCAGUGUAUCAUGUAUCGGCGCCUGCGUGUUCAGGGGGCGAAGAUGGGCGAGCCCCUUACAAAGAGCAUGCUUGAGAUUGUGGCCGAGAUGGAAGAUAUUUCGGUCGACGCUGACGACAUCACACCCGCACGCUCUGCUCUCGGAGUCAUUGAUACCAUGGCACAAGCUUUACCUGCCAAUCAAGUGAUGGUACCAUUGCUAGAAGCACUGCCACGGUAUUCGGGGAGCAAGGAUGCGAAGUAUCGACGCGCCGGCAUCUUGGCCCUGGGUAUGGCUGUGGAAGGAGCACCCGACUUCCUUAGCACGCAGAUCGAUCAAGUGAUGCCUAUCCUGUUACAUCUGCUCGAGGACUCCGAAGUCAGCGUUCGCCAAGCUGCUUUGCAGACCACGGCGCGUCUGGCCGACGAUCUGCCAGAACAUGCCACCAGAGAGCACGCUAAGCUUGUCCCGCUGCUUGUCAAGAACUUGACAGCUGCUAUGGACGCAUACAAGGGUGAAGAUGAAGGUCCCGCCGUUGACAUUAUGAAAUCAGGUACUAGCGCGAUUGACUCGGUCGUGGACGGCAUGGAUGCGGAAGUCGCGGAAGGGUAUCUGUCCAGCCUCGUGCCAAUUCUGCAGAAGCUGUUCAAACAUCGUGACCCCAAGAUCAAGGCCUUGGCUGCUGGUGCUCUCGGAUCACUGGCGUCAACAGUCAAAGAGCCUUUUCUACCUUAUCUUGCGGCCUCCAUGCAAGCCAUGCAAGAAUUCAUCACGAAGAAAGAGAAUGACGAAGAACUCGACCUUCGGGCAGCAUGCACUGAUGCCAUGGGCGAGAUGGCCGUCGCAGUUGGAGCUGCUGAUUUCAAGAACUAUGUCCAGCCGCUGAUGCAAGCAAGCGAGGAGGCUUUGAAGCUUGAUCACUCAACGCUGAAAGAGAGCACGUACAUCCUAUGGGGUUCUCUUGCCAAGGUCUACGAAGAUGAUUUCUCUCCAUUCCUGGGUGGGGUCGUCAAGGGCUUGUUCGAUUGCAUCGACCAAGAUGAAGGCGACCUCGAAGUUGAGCUUGGCCAGCAUGCUCAAGAUCUGCUCGGCAAAGAAGUCACUAUUGCUGGUCGCAAAAAGGAGAUCGCCAUCGAGGUAAUCGGCGAUGUUGUCGGCAACACUAAAACAGCAUACCUGCCUUACUUCGAGAAGACCAUCGAGAAGCUACUGCCCCUUGUUGAGCACACUUAUGAGAACGUCCGCAAGGCUGCUUUGUGCACGCUGCAUCGCGCGUACGCAGCGCUCUGGGAAGUCAGCGAAGAGGCUGAACAGAUGGAGAAGUGGCAACCUGGAUUGCCGUUGAAAGUUGAGCCCACGAGUGAGCUCAAAAAGCUGGGCGAAGUGAUCAUGGCCGCCACUCUCAAUGUCUGGCCUGAGGAGGACGAUCCUGCGACCGUAUCUGAGGUCUGUCGUAUCAUCUCAGAGAAUCUCAAGAUGACAGGCCCGAAUCUCCUGUCAUACCCCGACGUCUUGGGUAAGGUCAUUCAGACCACCUCCGCGCUCAUCAACAAGGAGCACGAAUGCCAGCAAGGACUGGAUGAUGAGGACAUGGACGCUGACAAUCUCGAAUCCACCGAGCUGGACAUUGGUCCCAGCUUCGGCGAGGUUUGGAAGGUCUUCGAGAAACGAGUUCUUCGUUACGCGUCUGGCGGAGAGAGUCUGGGCCGCUCGUCCGCCUGCGGUGUCCUAGCUGAGGUCAUCACCGGUAUGGAAGAUGGUGUCACGCCAUACACCAGCACCAUCAUGAGCGUACUUCUCAAGCGCUUGUCCGAUGAAGAUGCUCAAACCAAGUCGAACGCCGCAUACGCGGUUGGCCGCCUGGUUGAGAAGUCUAACGACAAGGCUACCAUCGACAAGGCCUAUCCUACCAUUUUGCAGAAACUCGAGAACAUGCUUGCCAUCAAGGAGGCUCGUUGCAUGGACAAUGCUGCUGGCUGCGUGGCUCGUCUCAUCAUCAAGAACAAAGCCAAAGUGCCCAUUUCUGAGGUGCUCCCUGCCAUGGUGAACAGCGGUGUUCUGCCUCUCAAGCAGGACUACCAGGAGAAUACCCCGGUGUGGCAGAUGAUAGUGGGCCUCUAUCAGCAGCAAGACCCGACCAUUCAAAGUUUGACGCCCAAAUUGGCGCCCAUCAUGGUGUCUGUGUUGGAGAGCGAAGAUCAGUUGACCGAUGAGGUCAAGGAGCAGGUUGAGGCCCUAGUCAAUCACCUCAAACGUGGACAAUAA